This is a messenger RNA of Psylliodes chrysocephalus, 546 nucleotides long. Lineage: Eukaryota; Metazoa; Arthropoda; Insecta; Coleoptera; Chrysomelidae. The record is from the annotation of a GenBank genome assembly.
AUGAUUCAAAAUUGUUUGGUGUUUUGGAUAAAUAUAGUGCUUUUCCAUUUGAAAAUUAUAUUAAACAUGUUAAGAAAAAGUGACAAACCGCUACAACAAAUCAUAAGAAGGAAAGUGGAAAUAGAUGUUUCAUUAAAUAAAAGUAGGACACACAAUAUUUGUACUUACCCUCAAUUCGAAAAGGAACAUACUGGUGGUCCUACUGUACCUGGCACUAUUUUUCAGUUUGGAAGAGGCUUAUUUUCUAAUGUUACUUUAAAAAUAAACCGACCUGACAAUUGUUGCUCUCUUAAGGAUGGUAGCAUAGUUCUCAUACAUAACUUCAUUAUCAGAAAUAAUAUCAAAUUUAUCAUUGGAAAAAAAUUCAAUAACUGUUCUGAUUUUUACACAAAACCAUGUUCUUCUGCCGAUCUUAAUAUAUAUUUAGUAAGAUUAGAAGAUCUAGGACCCCUUCAAUCAUGGAAUGUUGAAGAAAUUAAUUCAAAGCAUAUAUUAAUGAAUUUAAGAGAUCAACCAUGUAUCACAAUGCCCCUUGUUCAUAUAUAA